AUGUCGAUCUAUUACGGCGCUGAGAGCGAUUCGGAUGACGAUACAGUGGUAUUGUUAGAACGAUUCUCUCGGCCGUCUCCAUGGUCGAAGACACCCACUACACGGACCUUCCACCUUUUCUUCCGCCUGCCUCCAGAACUUCGCGCCAGGGUAUGGACUAUCGCGCUACACAACCAGAUAGAAUAUGUUGACGACCUCGAUUUCGACCGACCCAACGAAGUACGCAUCCAUAAGGAGAAAGGCACGAUCACCGCUCACGUGAUCCGUGGCUAUCCUACGCUCUUCUUUGUCAACCGAGAAGCCCGCUACGAAGCCGCGAAGAUCGAUGGAGGCACGUGGUACACAUUGAAGCCUGGCGUAGAGAUCUACGUGAACUCCGCCAAGGAGAAGGUUCGCGUCUUCACUUGCUACCAAGGCCCAAAACUCGGAGACUCUCCUUUUGAGAGAGUCGUCAAAUGGUUCUGUGGUGACUGGCACUUCCAAUGUUGUCACGGAAACCCGGAUCUUCCUUAG
Molecule: messenger RNA, 513 nt
Organism: Alternaria ethzedia
Lineage: Eukaryota; Fungi; Ascomycota; Dothideomycetes; Pleosporales; Pleosporaceae
Exons: 1
Coding region: 1-513 (170 amino acids)
Source: RefSeq, a predicted model, not a curated record